This is a messenger RNA of Drosophila hydei, 5127 nucleotides long. RefSeq lists its product as uncharacterized. The record is from RefSeq and is a predicted model, not a curated record. Gene Ontology annotation, molecular function: ATP binding; protein serine/threonine kinase activity. NCBI's taxonomy places the organism in Eukaryota, Metazoa, Arthropoda, Insecta, Diptera, Drosophilidae. The transcript is spliced from 8 exons. Gene Ontology annotation, biological process: protein phosphorylation; actin cytoskeleton organization. Gene Ontology annotation, cellular component: cytoplasm; nucleus. Bases 1060 to 4794 code for a protein of 1244 amino acids.
UGGGUUCGCGUCGCGACUUGUUUGUAUACGAUUCGCUAGUGCAAAUAUAAUAAGUACAUCUAAUAAUGCAAGGAAACAUAAAAAGAGUAAAAGUUGUCGGCACUUGAAACUAAAUAAAGUUAUUGAAGCGUCAUAAAAUGCAUUGUAUAAAACGUUACAGUGAAAUGAUGAAUUGGUAGUUGUCCAAUAAAUCUUACAUGCAUACCCGUAUGUGUAUAUUUGUGAGUGUGUGUGUUUGUGUUAGUGUAUAAUUGUAUACAUAGUAUGCAGUAAACAAGACGAGCGUAUUAUUUAGUGAAAUUUUUGCUUCCAACUAAAUUUCGAAGUUUUCAAAACGACAACGCGCAAAAGGUUUUUGCGUUAAGUUUUGUGCUUGUGUUUUAAUAUUAAUACAAUUGCAGUAAAACAGCGCAGACAGACAUGUAUACGUAUAUGUGCAUAUGUAUACACUACGUACUUAUUGGAUUAUAAAAACGAAAAUAACUGAAUUCCGAAGCGCUUCCAAUUCGAAUAUCUUCCAAUAAGAUUGUGCCAAACAAAAAACUAAUCUGAAUGUCGUCGCACUUACUGGAGUUUCUCGUCAUUUAAAUUAUCCAAAAUUUACGGUUUCCGAUCGAUUUUCCUAUUUUUAUUUAUAUAUACAUUUUUUUUUUCUGUCUCCAAAGUUUGUCAAUUGACUUGGCCAAAUAAGCACCAGAAAGCGUUGUGCCCGAAUAAACAACAAAUAAUAUUAGAUUUGAACGCCCAACAUAAAACAUUCAAAAAACAUUUCGUGUCCGUGUUAGGGCCCAGUCGGUGUAUCUUUUGAAUUGUGGCCGAUGUAAUUUGGACAAAGCAACGCAGCUUUAAAGCGCUGCCGCUUAUCCAAGGCCUACUUCAUCAUCAACCAUCGACCGAUCCUUGCCCACCUGCCACAUCAACAACAACAACAUCAACAAACAAACAGCAACAUCAACAUCAACAACAACAGCAACAGCAACAGCAACAGCAACAGCAACAUCAACAUCAACAAACAACAGCAACAACAUCUAACAAAACUAUACGUCAUAGCUGAUAACAAUGAAUCUAAAUCAACACAGUGGACCUGGCCCGCCAGCGUGCAGCAGCAGCACCACCAGCAAUACCAGCUGUAGUAGUAGUAGUAGUAUUAAUAACAACACUAAUAUUCAUAAGUCUUGUGAUCAAGUGGAUGCAACGCCGAACUUGUGGCGCGACAGCAGCACAUCGGGCAUGUGCUCAGUGGCUCAUCGAGUGGGCGAGCCGUCGACCGAGUUGUCAACUGGCGUGCUCAAUAACAGUGUUAUUGCUAACACUAACCGGAGUACCAAAGGUAGCAACUACGAACAUCCACCGGCAGCUGUUAUGCGUACAAUAUCAUCGGAUCGCCUUGUCACUGGGCCCUCCUGUCGUGCUCUACGUACUGCCGUCUCCGCAUUGUAUUCUGUCGAUGACUUUGUCAAGGAAAAAAUCGGUUCAGGGUUUUUCUCUGAAGUUUACAGGGUCACUCAUCGCACAACUGGACAAGUAAUGGUGCUGAAAAUGAAUCAAUUGCGCGCCAAUCGGCCAAACAUGUUGCGAGAAGUUCAGUUGCUUAACAAAUUAUCUCAUGCUAACAUAUUGAGUUUUAUGGGCGUGUGUGUGCAAGAGGGACAACUGCAUGCCCUGACGGAAUAUAUCAACGGCGGCUCACUGGAGCAACUCCUGGCUAAUCAAGAGUUGUUUCUUAGCGCCGCUCAGAAAGUAAGACUGGCCCUUGGUAUCGCGAGAGGAAUGACUUAUGUACACGAUGCGGGCAUUUUUCAUCGGGACUUAACCAGCAAGAACGUGCUAAUACGCUUUCUGCCAGAUGGUCAAUAUGAAGCUGUUGUCGGUGACUUUGGACUAGCAGCAAAGAUUCCAGUGAAGUCCGGCAAAUCACGUUUGGAGACAGUUGGCUCACCGUACUGGGUCAGUCCGGAGUGUUUGAAGGGCCAAUGGUAUGAUCAGACAAGCGACGUAUUUUCAUUUGGAAUUAUUCAAUGUGAAAUAAUCGCGCGCAUCGAAGCUGAUCCAGACUUGAUGCCGCGCACUGCUUCAUUUGGCCUUGAUUACCUGGCAUUCGUUGAACUCUGUCCAAUGGACACUCCACCUGUAUUUUUAAGGCUGGCUUUCUAUUGUUGUCUAUACGAUCCCAAAAGUCGACCUACAUUCAGUGACGCAACUAAAAAGCUGACACUACUCUUGGAGAAGUGCGAACAGGAGUCGAGGUGUGCGAGUCCCUUGAGCUCAUUGGAGCUAAUCAAUUGUUCGCCGAAUGGUAGCGAUAUUGAGAAUGCAAUCACAUUGGUCAACACGCCGUCAACUGUCGAAAGUAUAUUUACAGCCCCGGCGGGUGUGUUGACACCGCGCUACCAGAGGGGCGUGGAUGAAGACGGUUUUCGUUUUCCCAGUACAGGAAUAAGUUGUAAAUCAGCUUCGGCAGCUCUGCCAGGCACACCCAACUGGUUGGCCGACAGUGCUGAAUAUGACGAUGAACACAUUUUGAAGUCACGCGUUCGCCGUGCCACACAGAAGCUAGAAGCAGAAAUUUUGCUGCACCGUCGUUCACUAAGCGAGAACAUAAUACAUUUUCCACUGCAUACAUCACCCAGUGACAAAGCGCGAUGUCAUCAAAUGCAGCGACAACGAUCUUCAACGCACUCACCGACACCACCACGUCAACUGGGUGACCCACAAACAGCAGCGGUCAUUUUACCAACAACCACACCAACAACGAAGAUAUCGGAAUCACCCUCGAUAUUGCCGCUGGUGCCGGCGGUUUUAACGCUGCGAAAAGUCGGUGAAACAAUGUGCCUUAAAGAUCCGCAAUACAAACCAUCGGCAACGAAGGAUCAUAACGGUGUCAAACCGAAUCCCUUCACGGCGCUAGCUCAGCUUCGAGGUGUUAAGAAGAUAUUAGGCGCCAAUCCAAAGACAUACGCAGCUGGCGUGGGCGACUUGUUUAGCUCGUGCUUUGAAAUGUCAGCGCCGUUUUUUAAAGAGCUCGUCGCAAUGCAAGCUAAGAAUGUGGCAACAGGCACAGAACUUGAACACAAUCCGAGCGGUGCGACAACAACAGCUAAUUCUACCGAACCAAAGAGCCUACCUGCAUCCCCGCAGCUAACGCGUAAAUACAGCGCUAUUGAACUGAAAUUGCCACAACGAAACAACAAUAUGGUAGCUAGUGAGACGCCUGCAGCAGCUCCGCUUGUAACACCUGUUCUUACCGAUAUCGACGACUGUGACUAUUGUAACUCAGAGGGCGAAGAUCUGGAUGGAGGUGGCAACUGCGCCGAUGCUGAAUCGAGCAGUGACGAUAGUGCUGUCCGACCCUCUGUAAUGCCAGUGGCACGCAAAUACCGCGCCAACUCACUCUACACACAUCCGCUUUUUCGAGGCAGUAGUGGAACUAUUAUAAAGUACAGCAACAGCGAACUUGAAGCAGCGCCCUUAUUGAAGACAAGCAAUUCCGCCAACACAUUAACAUCUUUGAAUUUAACCACAACUGAUAUGAUUUCGAGCAAUAAUCAGGUUGAUUACUGCAAGCAGCUAUCACAGAGUAGCUUAUCAGAAAAGGAUGUUAUUUCGAAAUCUCCACCGCCCGAAGAAAUUCCAGCUACUGUUCCUGCACCCACAGACUUUGAACUUAAUGGACUGAAAAAUUCGUGCGACUUGCUGCCUACGAAAAGAAAUUUGACCCGGCGCGAUUCCAUCGAAAGUGGUUUCUUCUCGUGCUUCAAUGAGGAAUCAGAUGCAGCUACCACAAACACGAGUUACACACGGCAGUUGUGCGGCAUCGGAUCACUAGUUGUUGGCAGCGGCAGCAGCAGCAGUUGCUGCUACGACCAAUUAAAAUCAUUAAACUUGGCUAAUAAUAAACUUAAUGAUAAAUUGGCAAGUCUGUGUCGAUGCUGUUAUUAUGCAACGCCUUCAUCAACUAGCGCGAUUGUGGCUGCUGCAGCUGCCACACAACAACAACAUCACAGUGAUUCACCCACAACGUCAUCAUCCGUGUUGUUUAUAGAGAACGAACCUCCGACCAUCACAGGUGGUGGUAAUACAUCGUCGUCGACAGCACUGGACUCUACAGACGAAUUGGAUGCCGAAAUUAUAGCUCCGCCCACACAUCAUCGGCGUUACACCUGUCACCAUUCGUUGGUGAGCGCCAAUGUUAGCGAUUCGCAAAUGACAGCGACAACUGCUGGCAUAAUCAAUCGAUUGGCACUUGAUUCAGAGAUACAUUCGCUGUUGCAACGCAGUCCGUUUGCCACAAAUCAAUUGCUGUAUUGCAAAAAUCGCACAUCAUCCAUCUACACAGACAGUUCGGAUGACAUCAGCUCAGAUUCGCUGCUCUGGGAUGAUCGCUCCUUUACCGCAUUGCCAAGUACACGUUCCGCUCAGAUAGCCAAAAUAGUCGAGUACUUCGAAAGGAAACGGCACGAUUCAUUGCCAGCGUCAGUGUACAAUCGAAAUGGCAAUGGCACUGUGGCAGCUGCUGUUGCUGCCUCAGCGCUGGGCUCCAACUAUAUGUCAUACGAGUCACACAGAUACUCGGACUUUAAACGGCACUUAAAUCCCGAUUCGUUUUGCUUUGAAUUGGACAAGAAGCCGCAACAACAGCGUAUUAUGGUCUGUGAAGGAGCUGUGAAAUCAAAAUUGUCCAUUUUCGACAAGAAAAAGCAGCAACAUCAGCAGCAGCAGCAACAACAACAUCAGCAGCAGCAGCAGCAGCAACAACAACAGCAACAAUCAAUGGGCACUGGACAAGGUGGUUAGCCAUAUUGAUUUCAUUUUCAAUUUUUAUCCUUUUUAAGCCAUUUUCAAAAUGUUGGCAAUUUUUUUAUUUUAAUUUUCGGGAUUGUAUUUAGGAAAAUGUCCUUAACAUUUGAGAGCUGGAUCAGAAUAUAUCAGAGUUUGCACACGAAAUGUCUAGUUGUAAAGAAUUUUGGUACUGGCUCUAUCUGUCUCUCUUUGUCUGGUUUUCCAUUCAAUUACGAUAAUUGAUUCACCGAUUAAAUAUUAGCACUACAAUACUAUUUAACAUAUACACAUAAACAUAUAUAAAUAUAUUUUUAUAAUAGAAUUAGAAGUUAACUAUAAUUAGGCCCA